Molecule: messenger RNA, 804 nt
Organism: Penicillium roqueforti
Lineage: Eukaryota; Fungi; Ascomycota; Eurotiomycetes; Eurotiales; Aspergillaceae
Product: Chromosome segregation in meiosis protein 3
Exons: 3
Coding region: 1-804 (267 amino acids)
Biological process (GO): DNA damage response; replication fork processing; replication fork arrest
Cellular component (GO): replication fork protection complex; nucleus
Molecular function (GO): DNA binding
Source: RefSeq, a predicted model, not a curated record
AUGGCGAACGCGAAUGUUUCAGAGAGAGGAAGCUCACCAACAGCAGAUGAUUUGAACGAUCUGUUUGAUUAUGACAUUGGCUUGGAUGAGAUUAUUCCGGAUAAUAAUGCUCCCAAUACCAACAGCACCAAGGCCUCUGGGAUAGGAGAUUCUGCACUUGGUUUGGGUCUUGAUGAAGAAGUCAAAGUCGCAAAGAAACGACAACCUGUGGCUAAAUUAGAUGAGGGCCGUUUACUCUCACAACCGGGCAUACCCAAACUACGACAUACUGCUAGACAGAAGCUGAAAUUCAAGGGCAAAGGAUACGAGUUCAAAGACGCCGCACGCCUGCUCAACUUUUACCAGUUAUGGCUCGAUGACCUAUUUCCACGCGCAAAAUUCGCAGACGGACUGACAAUGAUUGAGAAACUGGGACACUCUAAACGCAUUCAAACCAUGCGACGAGAAUGGAUAGACGAGGAGAAGCCGAGACUGUUCGAUAGCUCUGGACCCACGCGAGAAGAGCUCGAAAAUCGCCACGUCCCCACGGACCCUGCAGAUUCCAAUCACAACCCAACCGCGAUUAUUAUGGGCCAGGAAGAGAUUGCCGACCAAGACCUAUUUAUUCUAGAUCCAAACGAGAGCGCGGCGCCUACUGUCAGCUACCCCGAGCCCGAGGACGAUGACUUGGAGGAUCUUCUCAGAGAACAAGAUGAGCCAAUGUCAGAUUUUCCACCCGACAGGCGUAUCUCAUCUUCACGAGCACCAGAUGACGAUAACGACUAUGAUGCCGAAUAUGAAGCGAUGAAGGAGCUUGGGAUGUAG